Molecule: messenger RNA, 578 nt
Organism: Paramecium sonneborni
Lineage: Eukaryota; Ciliophora; Oligohymenophorea; Peniculida; Parameciidae
Source: the annotation of a GenBank genome assembly
AUGUAAGCUAAUUAUUCACCUCCUUCAACAAAUACAAAUGUUUUUGAAAAACUUUAACAUAACAAAAAAAGUUAAAUGUCUUCUGUUUUACGAAUUCUCCUUAAUAGUCCUUCUAACAGGCCAACUACUAUGUAAAGACCUUAAACAAAGUUUUAAUCCUUUUCUUAGCGAAACUCACCUCUUCCCAAAGAUAUGUCAGCAUUUGAAAGAACUCAAGAUCAGACAGUUAAACAAUUAGAUAUUAGUCAUCUACAUGAAUUUGAAAUCAAAACAUCCAAUAUGACCCCACAUUCCCCAAUUAACUCAAAAAAUCAGAUGAGUAAAGUAUAAAAUUUCUGAUAUUCUUUCCUAGGAAUAAAAAUUGACUUCUUUCAUUAGUACAUAGAGAUACAAUAAGAAUGACAAAAAAUAUAAUAUGGUUCUAUUUUUUGAAGAAAAUUCCCUUAUAUUUCAAGAGGUAAUUAAAAGAAAGGAUGUUGAAAAAAUUGUAAGUUUAUUUCAAACUCCAAUGGUUUUAGCAUAAUAAGAAAAUGUAUUCAAUUAAAUUACAUUCUACAUAGUUGACUGAAACCUUUUUA